AUGAAAGCCGUAGUAGUAGAUUUUGAACAUUCGGCGGCCUCGGAGCUGGCAUCGUCAGUUAGCCUCUUCACCAUUCUUAGCAUGACUACUAAGGUGGAAGACUCUGGCCAAGGUCGUCUGACAGGAGGAGCAAGUUGGGAUAAUGAAGACAAACCACUUCAGUAUGUUUCCACAAUCGGUGUCAAUCUGGAUUACUUGAGUAUGGUUGCCUAUGGUACAUCAUGCCUUGGCCAUAGCUCCCAAAACACAGUUCUGAUCUCAAGAAUCCUCAACAGCCUUAAGCACUCAUGGCCUCCUCAUCAGCGACCAUAG
Molecule: messenger RNA, 312 nt
Organism: Protopolystoma xenopodis
Lineage: Eukaryota; Metazoa; Platyhelminthes; Monogenea; Polystomatidea; Polystomatidae
Source: the annotation of a GenBank genome assembly